Messenger RNA from Lepisosteus oculatus (spotted gar), 2697 nucleotides. RefSeq names its product glucoside xylosyltransferase 2 (gene gxylt2). NCBI's taxonomy places the organism in Eukaryota, Metazoa, Chordata, Actinopteri, Semionotiformes, Lepisosteidae. The record is from RefSeq and is a predicted model, not a curated record. Gene Ontology annotation, molecular function: UDP-xylosyltransferase activity. Gene Ontology annotation, biological process: protein O-linked glycosylation via N-acetylgalactosamine.
GCAAUGCUGUGUGAGAGUGUGCUGUGGCACUCUGCUUGUGCACCGACCUCCUCCUGCACAAUGCAACUGGAAAGGAAUUAUCAUGAAAUGUCAAGUCUGGCUUUAAUUUCCUACCCUCAGCCAUGAAGGAAUACUCUGACGUAUUUCCAGAGGACCGGAGCCCUUUUUCACGAUGAGAAUUUAUUGCAAGAUAGUAGCGAUCGUCCUGUGUUUCGGAGUUUUGCUACUUCUGUACUUUUUUGUUGGGAAUGCAGCGGACGAGCCGCCCCUGAAAGAAGUUGCGAAGGAUAACUAUUUUCAAGCUUCCUCCGGACUAGGAAACAUAGUUUCUGUCGACCUUGCAAAAAAAUCUCACCCGGUGUCUCAGAUUUCACAAAAUCAGCCACGUCCGAAACGAAAGGACAGUAAAGUGGGGAGUAGAGGAGGCAAUACACGCGCAAAUGUUAGAAAAAAGAGCGAAACAGUGAAGUUUGCCUUGAAGUAUGUUUCUCCAGAGGAGUGGAUGCAUUUGGCUGUUGUGGCUUGUGGGAAUCGACUGGAGGAAACCCUCACCAUGCUGAAAUCUGCUCUUCUCUUCAGUAUAAAGAAAAUCAAGUUUCAUAUCUUUGCUGAAGAUUCCCUAGGUCCUCAGUUUGAAAAAGGGCUGAACCAGUGGCCUCACCCCAUUUCCUCCAAGUUUCAGUACAGUAUCUAUUCCAUCACAUUUUCAGUGGGCAACACACAGGAAUGGAAGAAGCUAUUCAAGCCGUGUGCAGCACAGCGCCUCUUUCUUCCGGUGAUCUUGAAGGAGGUAGACUCUCUCUUGUAUGUGGAUACAGAUGUCCUCUUCUUAAGACCCAUGGAUGAUAUCUGGACCUUUUUGAAAGAGUUCAAUAGCACCCAGCUGGCAGCCAUGGCGCCAGAGCAUGAAAUCCCUAAAAUUGGCUGGUACAGUCGCUUUGCUCGUCAUCCAUUUUAUGGAGUGACAGGAGUCAACUCAGGAGUGAUGCUUAUGAAUCUGACACGGAUAAGAAGCACACUAUUUAAGAACAGCAUGAUCCCUGCUGGUUUGUCAUGGGAGGAUCUCCUUUACCCUCUUUACCAGAAGUACAAAAAUCAUAUCACCUGGGGAGACCAGGACCUAUUAAACAUCAUUUUUCACUACAAUCCAGAGUGCCUUUACAUCUUCCCAUGCGAGUGGAACUACAGACCAGAUCACUGCAUGUAUGGCAGCAACUGCAAAGGAGCUGAAGAAGAAGGCGUGUCAGUCCUGCACGGAAACCGUGGUGUUUACCAUGAUGACAAACAGCCCGCCUUCAGAGCUGUGUAUGAGGCCAUCCACGAUUAUCCUUUUGAAGAGAACCUGUUCCAGUCAUUGUUUUUCCCACUCCAAACUAAAUUUCUGGACACGGUCAAUACUUUGUGUGGCCGCAUUCCUCAAGUUUUUCUGAAACAAGUGGAAAAAAACAUGAGAAAAGUUUAUGAGCAACGUGUAGUUGUUCACCUGAGGCCACCACAUAACUAAAAAAAAACUGUUUUGAUUCUGAUUCAUCUGCAAGGAGCUGUACAGCCACCAAAGACAUUUUCUUCUACAAUGGGGAUUUUACCAUUGACAUUGCAAUGGGAAAUUUGGAUAAAGUGAAGCUUUGUGAAGAAACUUCCUUUGAAGGUGGACUUAAAAUACCCAUCAGACAUGCAUCUGACAUGUUUAGUUUAUUUUUACAGCUGUAAAAUAUACAGCUGUUAUACAGAAUUCUUAAUUCUUCUUAAAUAUGCAGACUCUCUGAACUGCCUAGUUUCAGUGUAGGAGUUCCUAAUAAAAAAAAGAGCGGAACUGAAAAGCACUCCCUUUUGUAACUGCUGGACCAGAGAAUUGUUAUAAAUGUAACAACUUAGUUUUGUGGGGAAAAUGAGUGGUUUCGUAGCACAAAUAUCUUUAAAUGCCUGGGUGCUACUGUAUUUUGUUUUCAAAUGAAUUUGAAUUUUGAGCCGGGUUUGUGUACAUUGUUUCCAUUGCAUAUUUGGGGAGCCCUGUGUCAUGAAAUGAAAAAUGUGAAAUUCAGCAAAGGAAUAGUUAUGUGGAUGCUGUGAAGGAGAUCAGUGUGUACACAAGGAGUUUGCUGGCUUUUUGAAGAAAAGGAUCUGUAUCUUCCCAAUGAGGGAAGAAGAAUCAGAAAGCAAAGACCAUAAGAUAUAUGUAAAAGAUAAACGGGGUCAAAUUAUGUGUUCAGUGAAUAGGUUGAUUGUUUUUUGCAGUUGAAUAUUACUGAUGGUUUAAUAACAAAGGACAAUGCUGUCAUUGUGAAGUGUCAACAAGGAACUCCUGCUUAUAUCAUAAAGCAAGACUGUCUUUUUCAAAACAUAACACAGCAAACAUUUAGUGUUCUAAUCAUUUUUAGACUGUCACAAUUUCCAAACCACAAAUAAUGUUUUGUGGCAUAAGUUGUUGGUAAAACUGCAGAAUAAUGUUCUUUGACAAAUGUUUACUAUUGAAGUUUCAGCAGUGGACCAGUUGCAUAGGAACACCUGCAAGUAUUUUUAUUCACUGUGAUGAAAUGAGACAUUUUACUGUCUGAAGCAGUGCUACUUAUAUGUUUACUUUUUGUGAAGUAUCAAAAGCUCAAAACGUGUUCAGGUGAGUUUUUAGAUGCUUCACAUUAAUGCUACACCAUAUGUAGUUGACCCUUUUUUGUAUUAAACUACCAAGUGCACUUUAAA